CAACGCCAUUGACAUGACGUCCCGCCACACGACGAACGAUGACAUUCACUUUAUUGCGUCGGCCAAAGCGCUACUUGAAGCGUCGCCUUUGUCUCCACGCCCAGAAGCACGCCCGUGGGACAACGCUUCGACCGCGCUCGGUCUCUUGCCCGUCAGCCUCACAGCGUCUAUUGGCUCGGGUCAAAGUGUCCUUGGCUACUAUGUACAAUACGACAUGACGCUCAAGUGUCCGAUCACAUCGCGCGCCUGGACCAUCCACAAGCGCUACUCGCAGCUGCUCCAGUUCCGAUCACAAGUGGCCAAGCUUCACGCCGCGUCUCCAUCGUCCUCGCUCGUUCACGUGCUCAAGCUCCCCUUUCCCAAGAAGGCUCUCGACUCGGAGAAGCCAAGUGUCAUUGCCGAGCGCAUGCGGCGCUUCCAAAUCUUUGUCGAGCACGUCUGGAGCCUAUACGCCAGCUGCGUGGUGCCAACCAGCGGCGCGCCAGAGGAAGCCGCUGCCGUCGUCGCGUGUCUACGCGAGUUUCUGAGUGUGCCCGAGGCCGUGCUGGCCAUCUCGGUGCGCCACAUCAACGAGAUGCCCCAGGACAUGGACCCAUGCGUAGUGUGCUUGGGCGACUUCGACGUUGACGACUUGCGCUGUCCGUCGGUGGUGCUGGCGCUGUCGUGCGGCCAUGUGUUUCACCGCGAUUGUCUUCAGCAGUGGUGCGCAGUGGCAGCGACGUGCCCGACAUGCCGGUCUGAAGUGGGGUCCAUGGCAAGCCUGAAGAUGUAGCUGAGAAGUGUCGAUGUUCUACAAUCUAUGUACGACUUGUUUCCCGAGUAAGAAAAAAGUGUUUCUUUUGUUUGAGUG
Molecule: messenger RNA, 850 nt
Organism: Saprolegnia diclina VS20
Lineage: Eukaryota; Oomycota; Saprolegniomycetes; Saprolegniales; Saprolegniaceae
Exons: 1
Coding region: 14-772 (252 amino acids)
Biological process (GO): ubiquitin-dependent protein catabolic process
Molecular function (GO): phosphatidylinositol binding; ubiquitin protein ligase activity
Source: RefSeq, a predicted model, not a curated record